CCAGUUUUGUGUGAUCAACAUCAAGAGUGUAGAAGUAGUAGUAGUGCAUGGUUUGUGCGUGUAUUGCCGGUCGUUGCUGCGGUGCGAUGCAACGAACGGCUCGGCUCAGAACAUCAAAUGUGACCGAAACCAGUAAUUUGAUCCCUAUCGUGAGGCUGUUCCAAGUACCUCAUGAAACCAAGCCCGCGAGGAACUACGGAAUAUUUGUUCCAUUCCGCGUGGGAUCCGAAAAAGUGUGCUUUGAUUUGAUCCAUCUGGCACGUCUUCGCAACGCCUGGCAUCUGAUAGAUUUCUCUGCAAAAGUUUAGCAGAGAAGGUGUCAUCAGCACGAGUCUCGUGUUCGCUCGGAAAUAGAAUGCAUAAACUUCGUCGAAACGAAGCAAGGUGACGAAGAAACGAAUGUCCGCAUCGGUGAGAGUAUCCCCGGUUAGAUACCGUUGACUCUGCAGAAGCUCAUCCGCCGCAUCAAACGCAUCUGUCAGUUCUUCGAUCGCCUGAUCAUAUGCUCUUUGCGUCUUGGCAAACCCGCAUCUAUAUACACCAUGGAUCAUCAUUGGAUACAACCAUUUGCUCACUUCAUUCAGCCUGUCAAGUCCAUCAUCGUCGUCCUCGGUGUAAAGAUCGAGUUCCGGGUUUUGGGCGAAUUCGUUGAAACAGGAAUUGAGCAUGUAGGAAAUGUCUGACGAUUCAUUGUUGACGAUUGUAUUGAGCUUGGUGUCCCAAAGGAGUGGAAUCGUGUAUUUUCCAGACGUAUCGUCGGCGUGCUCAUAAAGAUUUCGAACGCUGUACGCGUUGAGAACAGGGUCUGGAGCGUUAUCAGGGUAAGCAGGUGGAAAAGGGCCGCCACGACCCAUGGUGUUGUGGAACGGUCUACCAUUCGGAUCUCCAAAAAUCCAGCCUCGAUGUCUGUCGUUGGGAUUGUUCGGAUUUGUGUGCCGCCAAGUCGGGUGCACAAUCGUGACGGACACGACGUCUUCGAGUCCCUUCAGCGCUCGAACAAUGAGAGCUCUGUGCGAUCCAGGGCAUGCAUACGAGGCAUAAAGAUGGUAUCGUCCGGCUUCGGGUGGAAACUGAGCCCCCGGUUCGUCACUGAUGAAGCUACGCCAAAUAGUCUCUGGUCGCGGUGAUGCUUGCUGCUGAUUGUAAAUUGAAUCAUCUUGAGAAGUUGCUUGUGAAAGUUCAAUCUUCGACACAUCUUCCUCGAGGUUUCGCAUAACUCCUGAAACGUCUACACGCUCCCCCUGAGGAUCAAUUCCUGCGCGUCGCAGUCUCUGCUCGGAAGCACAGAUAUCGAUUUUCUUUUCUCUAUCCGUAUCAACUUGUAAGUUGAUACUGUUUGAUUUGUACGGAGAGACUGAUUUCGACCCUUCGGGUUGGACGAGGUGCUCGGCGGUUCCAUUCUCGCCAUACAAAACAGCUUCUCUGUCGAAGUCGCCGCUCUGGAUUCCUCUUUGGUCUCCACUACUUGGGUGUCUGAUAGAUGACGAUGGUCGUUCUCUAAAGUGGGGAGUACUAUACUCUCCUUCUCUUCGUCCAUUUCCUUCGUGACUAAACAGGUCUACUCCGUUGGAAACAUUCAUGUCCUGCUCGGUUCUUGGAUACUGUGUGCCAUCGUAGCGUCGAUUGUCGAUCAAGAAAUCUCUGCUUUUUGGGUCCAACGUUUUGUACUCUAUUCUAUUGGGGUUCGAUGGAUUUUGAUUUGAUGGACUACAUGAAUCCCUGCUUUGGUGCCCAUCAUCGCGACCCUCUUGGUCGUUUUCCCAUUCUUGUCUUGAUUUGCUUCCAUCGGGGCUGAAAAUACGACCAUCUUUGCUACCGCUACCGCCCCAACUGUGCCGCGUUGAACUUGCGUCGGGACUGAAAAGGACAACCCCGCUGGAAACAUCCAUGUCCUGAUCUGUUCUGGGGUAAUCAGUACCGUCCCAGUGACGAGUGUCAAGCAAGAAGUCUUUGCAAUGCGGAUCUAGUGGAUUUGGCUUAGGACGAUCCCUGUGUUGAGAAUUGUUGUCAUCGCGACCCUCCUCGUCCCAUGAGUUCAUCAAUCGAGAAAUUGACGACCUCCUUGAGACAUCGUCGGGAUCUGCCAAGGAGUCUCCGUAUCCAAAGCUGAAAGAUCUCCGAUCCUUCUUCCUCGGGGACAACCAGGAUCCGAACGAUUCCGCGUAGAAUCCUCGGAAUCCGUGCAAGAGUUGCUCCGCCUCCCGGCGUCUCAUUUUAAGUUCACGCUGACGCCGCGUUUGUUCCAUGAGAAAAGAGUUAUAAUCGAUAGCACUCAUAUUAGACGGAUUUCCUGAGUCAGAUAUUGACCCGAAGGAUUCCCUCUUGUGUUGAUGUUCACGGCAUGCUAUUAAAAAGUCCUUCGCUUCUUCUGCUGUCUGCAGUGGAAUCGAAUCUAAUUUUCAAGUUAGUCAAACGUAAGAAUGAUACAAUGAAAGGCACAACAACAAUACAUUAGUAAAUCUUUA
This is a messenger RNA of Pseudo-nitzschia multistriata, 2465 nucleotides long. NCBI's taxonomy places the organism in Eukaryota, Bacillariophyta, Bacillariophyceae, Bacillariales, Bacillariaceae. The record is from the annotation of a GenBank genome assembly.